AUGUCGAUCCACCACCGAAAUCUAUCUCCUGGCCGAGGUCGGCAUUCCAUGGUUGAUCCCAUGCGAGCGUCGACCGGUACGGUGCAGCUCAACUCCUCCUACGAUCCCUAUGACGCACCCCGGCGCUAUGAUUACGAAGACUAUCCAUCCGAUACUGGAUACGCCAGUGCCUACGGAUACCGCCCAGGGCGUUCAUCUAAACUAGAAGCCCACCCAGUUUCCUCCCGUCGAAUUCGUGAUCCGUCCACAUCCGCCAAAAAACGGACCGAAUACACUGUCCAACCCCGCACCAGGCACAGAAGCAACACGACAACGGGAGCAGAUCACUACGAGCCAUCAAUGCAUCUAGCUGUGCCUUCUACAUCCCGCCAGCAUCUCUCGCCAGUACAUCACACGGUUCACCGCCGCGAUCCGAGCCCUCUCUCAGGUUCCAGCCAUCAAGUACUCUCCGCUUCCCCUCGACACCCUGCACACCGUCGCAUUCACAGUACUGAUUAUGGCAGCGACACGGGCAAUGGUGAUUCAUGGAAUGAUACCAGGCAUCAGACAGGUCACAGUACACACUCGCACCGCGUCCAUGCGCCGCCGCGUUCCUCACGCUACCCAGCGCACAACUGGUUGAGGAAAGGUGACGAUAUCGAUGACUUUGAUGCCUACUCAUACACCAACGCUCGUGAGCAAUUUGACCGGGACUACCCUGUCAAACCACGCUCGUAUGGGCCAAGAACCUCAAUCGAUCGGCCGCUCAGUAUCACUGGUGCGGAAGACAUCCCCCAGUGGACGGCACGAAAAGAUCGUCACCACGGCCCGCCCCCAACUUCUUGGGGCCUUCAGAAGCUGGGCCGCGAACAUCACCGAGACUCGAUUCGUGGGAAAGAUGAUUCUCGGGAUCCACACAGAUCGAAGGAGGGUUUCCAUGAUCAGGCCCUGGUCGCCAUGCCCCACGACUCUGACGGCGAUUACACUCCCCGGCACGAUGAGCGUCGUCGUCGCCGUGCUCACAGAUCGCACCAUGAAGGUGAUCGAGAGCACUAUUAUCCAGAAGACCGUCAUCAGACGGCACAUGAUAGCGGGGCGCUCACGGUGAUGGGACUCGGAACAGCAGCUCUAGGAGGAUAUUCCGAUAUGUCGGACUAUGAACAUCACCGCCCAUCCCGACGCAAACACAGAAGCUCACACGGUGACCACGGUGCCGUCAAGCCCCCAUCGCGGGCCAUGUUGGAAGGAGCUCCAGGCACUGAAAGAAACAAGCAAACCUAUCUGGAUCCUGCCGACGCACGUCGCCACGGGCGAUCGCGACGACACUCCCGUCGACGGACGCACAUCGAUGAUGCCGAUACGUCAGAAGACGAUCUCCAAAAAUACAGACGCGAGCCCGCUCGCCGCAAAGUCAGCAGUACUGACACCGAAAGCGACCGCGACCGUGACUACAGCCGGGACCGGUCGCGACAUCACAGGCGUGACCGUGACCACUCGCGUGGAUACCCCUCUUCUCGCUCCCACCGCAUGUCGGGAGAUAUCCACGCCAUCGAGUCGCGGCAAACACCACCGGCUGAUAUGACCAAGGAAGACCCGAGAAGAAUAUAUGCUGUUGACCCGCCUGCGCCCACUCCGAAGGAGCCCGAGGCCCCUCCCAAGGGUAUUCUCAAAGCUCCACGUGAGGCAUUCCCAGAGGAGCCCAAUCCAGUGAGAGAGGGGGUUGCUCCUCUCAAAGAUGCCACCAAGCAGGGUAUCCCACCAGGCGCUCGGUGGACGAAGAUUGACCGGCGCUUAGUGAACCCAGAGGCCUUGGUGGCUGGGAAUGAACGGUUCGAGGAGCGGUCGGAUUAUGUGAUUGUACUAAGGGUUUUGAGCAAGGAAGAGAUCCAGCAGUAUGCUGUGAAGACACAGGAAAUCAGAGAUAUCCGACACAAGGAACAUGUGCAGGAAAAACUCAAGGCCAGAGGUGAGACACAACGCCACGGCCGUCGGGGCGCAGAGUCCUCCAGCGACGACGAGGACGAAGGCGAAGAUGAGCCCCCAAAGCAGCUCGAAGCGCCUCCUGCACCAAGCGCACAGAAGCUAUCCUUGCCGUCGCGCCCACGCGCCUCGAGCAACUCAAUGCACGAGACCGAGCGGCCUCGAACAAUGAACCCGUCUGCCGCGCCGGUAUAA
Molecule: messenger RNA, 2154 nt
Organism: Penicillium paradoxum
Lineage: Eukaryota; Fungi; Ascomycota; Eurotiomycetes; Eurotiales; Aspergillaceae
Exons: 2
Coding region: 1-2154 (717 amino acids)
Source: RefSeq, a predicted model, not a curated record